AUGACGAUCACCUCACUACAAGAACUCAGAAAGCAGGCUACGCCGAGCGUCGAGCUCAAGCGCAUCAAGCAUAAUUGGCUCAAUCUCAUCCCUUGGGACGCGCGAGGCACGGACAAUGACGCCGCUCAAUCGCCCAAGGAACAAGCCAUGGCUGUUUGUGCUUGCUUUUCUCUCGACUACACCUAUUUCGCGGCGUACAACGGGUCAAGGAUCAUCCCGAGUUCCCUCUAUACGCAAGCUUUCAGGCAGGGGAAUGCGACGAAGCUCAGUGGCCAGGGGACUGGAACCAAUCCAAGUACAGUAACGGCACCCCCUUUGUUCCUGCCGUCUUUCGUCCAUUCCAUUCCAUUCCAUCCCAUCCGCCUGUCUAUGCCGUGCCAAAAGACCCGUCUGUCUGGUUCAUCCAUCCCUUUCACCUCCACAGCCGCACCCCACAACACGACCUCUUCCAACAUGCUCUAUUGGCUUCAUCUUCCAUCCAACCUUUCCUCUCUCUCAUUUGUGAUGUUAAGAGAACACAUUGACCACGAUCGCUCUGGGUGCCAUAACAGAGAUACUAAGAACAAAUCUGCGGGAGCAAUCCUCCUGACACCACCCCCAACCCAGCCUUUCGAGGGCCAAAUUUCGACCCGUCAGCAUCGCCCAGCAAUGUAUCCUCCUCCCGGCUCACGGCCACUGGGCCAGGAACCAUUACCAAGAUCUAUUUGGGCGCUGAUCCAACAAGUACGGGUCGCAGGCUUGCAGCGGCCUUCUGCACUGAUCCUUUCCCUCCGCACCAUCACCCAUCAACCGGCCCCCAAAAUGUUGCCGGCGGCCGCGUUCCUCCCUUCUAGAGUCUCGAGCGAACCCGAGUCACCGACUAAACAACUCGGUUCGGAUGAGAUUGACGGUGGGGGCACGGGGCGCUCGAACAAAGCUAUAAAGACGCUUCUCAACUCAUGGCAGGCAUCAUCGUGUUCCUCCGCGGACCGUCUCGAUUUCCCACGAUCAAUGAGUCUCGUCUCUCGUCAGCGGAUCAUCUCCAACACAUAUUGUGGCCAGAACCACGUCAAGCGCAACGAUGCGAAGGAUUCAGUUCUGCUAGUCAAACAUAAGCGAACUGGAACCCCACAUGGCCCCCCAAACUGUUUAUCCAGGCGGAGCCUACACGAUUGGCGGAUUCAUUGUGAACACCGGCACACGUAUGAGUGGGUGCGCAACGCAAUCGCAAUCAAUGUCCACCCAUCUAUCAUCUAUGAGCGGGACCUGAAGGACCAAUAUCGACUGCAUAUUUUCAAACCAAAAACCUCCGAUGGAUAA
Molecule: messenger RNA, 1299 nt
Organism: Colletotrichum lupini
Lineage: Eukaryota; Fungi; Ascomycota; Sordariomycetes; Glomerellales; Glomerellaceae
Exons: 10
Coding region: 1-1299 (432 amino acids)
Source: RefSeq, a predicted model, not a curated record